ACGUGACCGAGGAAGAGGCACAGAUCCAUUACACAAUAAUAAAAAUAUGCCUUUGGCAACGUGGAGCCAAAGAGGAGCUGCUGCAGGGAGCUCAGACUACGCACGAGAAGGAGUAAAACAGGAAUAAAAAGGACCAAAGUCAAUCCUGCACAGCCCUCCCAGGACCUGCUGUGGCAGGACCGGGCUGUGGAUCUGCAGCAAAACAUCUGCCUGAAGCCCUGGGGGCUGCCAGCGCCUGUCAGGAUCUCACUGAGGAGAUCAGGCUGGCAUUGGUCACGGCCCAAAGGUCUCUAACCCUGGUGACAAAGCCAUUGGUUAAAAUGCCAUUGGAAAAUCAGCCCUGCUGCUGCACAGCCUCCUGUGCUGGGCUGGCUGCCCACGCCACGGAGAGGGGAGAUGCUGAUCUGCUUCCAGUUUGCUUUUUGGAGCUCAUCGGACCUUCUACAUCGAGGAACAAUUUUCCUUUUAAGGUGGAACAGCAUGAGGCUGUGCCAUGAUCUCCGCUGUGCUGCUCCUCUGGACCGUGCCCUGCGUGGCAAACCACAUCCUGGGGGGCUUUGCCAAGCGGGAGCUGCAGGAGGGUGCCCAGCUGGCCUGCAGCCUGCCCGGGCCCCCCGGGCCCCCCGGGCCCCCGGGCGUGCCCGGCACUCCCGGCACCGUGGGCAGGAUGGGCUUCCCGGGCAAGGACGGCAGGGACGGCCAGGACGGGGACAAGGGCGAGCACGGCGAUGAAGGUCCCCAGGGCAGAACAGGAAACCCUGGCAAGCCAGGCCCGAAGGGGAAAGCAGGAGCCAUUGGCAAGGCAGGGCCCCGCGGGCCCAAGGGUUUAAAGGGCAGUCCCGGGAAAAACGGGGCCCCGGGGAAGAAAGGGCCCAAAGGGAGCCAGGGCGAGGCCGGGCUGCCCGGGCCCUGCAGCUGCGGGGCCAGCAGGGCCAGGUCUGCCUUCUCGGUGGCCGUGUCCACCAGCUACCCCAGGGAGAGGCUGCCCAUCAAGUUCGACAGGAUCCUGAUGAACGAGGGAGGACACUACAAUGCUUCCAGUGGCAAGUUCAUCUGCAGCAUCCCAGGGAUUUACUACUUCACCUACGACAUCACUUUGGCCAACAAGCACCUGGCCAUUGGCCUGGUGCACAACGGGCAGUACCGGAUCAAGACUUUCGAUGCCAACACCGGGAACCACGACGUGGCCUCUGGAUCCACCAUCCUGGCACUGAAGCAGGAGGAUGAGGUGUGGCUGCAAAUCUUUUACUCAGAGCAAAAUGGGCUCUUUUAUGAUCCCUACUGGACUGACAGCUUAUUUACUGGAUUCUUGAUUUAUCCUGACCAAGAUUAUCUCAAUGAAGUGUAGGAGGAGAAACUAUGGGGAAAAAAUAGGAAAUGGGCCUCAGUCCAACCAAGUGGGGCCUUACGUGGGACAUGCCUGGGAUUAUCAGAUGAUUCCCCAUUUGCCUAUGGGAUUAUCAGCUGAUUGUACCCUGUAUGGGCUAUUGAGACUUUUCCUUGAUGCCGUCAAACCCACAGGGUACCAGGCUUUCAGCAGCCUCAUGAAUGUCUCCAUCCCAAAGCCAUCCAUUAUGUAUUCCAUGAUUAUUCAUUCCAACAUGCCAUGGACAUGUAACUCAAAUACUGGUGCAGAAUGCUUUGGUUAUUGCAUUGUUAUAAUAAAGCAUGGAAACCAACAGUCAUUCCCUAAAGCUGAGCUGGGAAGAGCCACUGAUGCUGGAGAUUGUGUCACUGGGCUUCCUCCCCCGCACCCCAGCACAGUCCUUGUUAAUGGAAUUGGGCUUUGCCAGCCAAAAAGAGUCAGGAAUUUGCCAGCUGGAGCUGUAAAAGUCCCUCCCAGCCCCAUCAAGGCAGCUCUAACAGCAAAGGCAUCUGGUCUGCACAGGAAGUGAUUAAAAGGUCUUGUUUUUAAGGCUCAGGGCUCCUCUCAGGGCACAAAGUGGUGCUCUGAGCACCACUGGUGUCCCUCAGAGCAGAGAAUCAGAGUCACAGAAGGGUUUGGUUGGGAAGGACCUUAAAUCUCAUCUGGUUCCACCCCUGUCAGAUACUUAAGAAUGGAGUCAGCAUUAACAUGAUGUUUGUAAAACCAAGAAAGAGACGAAGACAGAACUUUAUUUUAUUUAUUUUAUUUAUUUUAUUGUUGGCUUUCAGUGCACUGGAAGAGA
Messenger RNA from Camarhynchus parvulus, 2168 nucleotides. It is a transcript of the gene C1QTNF2, whose product is annotated as C1q and TNF related 2. Gene Ontology annotation, molecular function: protein binding. The transcript has 4 exons. The coding region runs from base 494 to 1348 and encodes 284 amino acids. The record is from RefSeq and is a predicted model, not a curated record. NCBI's taxonomy places the organism in Eukaryota, Metazoa, Chordata, Aves, Passeriformes, Thraupidae.